UGAUCUGCCAAGGUUAGCGUAUAUUCAAGCUAUCCUGACACACGUGCAUCUAGAUUCAAGUGGUGCACUCCAAACUGUAGACUCUGACGGAGAGAGUUUACGUUUUCUUCAAUGGUGUUAAAAGAUCCUAAUAAAUUUGAUGACAUAGAUGUUAACAAAAAGCACCGCCCACGCGCCAGCGGUCGUAAAGCGCAGAAAAAAUGUCCACGAGAGUCAGCAAUAGCAAACAAUCCUAAGGCAUUUGCUGUCCAACACACAACUAAAGCAUCACGCCUAGUCCAACGUACGCUUGAUCAUCAGACUAAAAGACAUCAUUUAUUACAAUCCAAAUAUGUUUCGGCUGUUUCUCCACCAUAUAUAGUUGCAAUCGUCGGACCUCCGAAAUCAGGCAAAAGCACUCUUCUCCGUGGACUAAUAAAACACUUUGCACACCUAUCAGUCGGUGUCAUUAAAGGUCCGGUGACUGUAGUAGUCGGUAAAAAGGAAAGAUUUACUUUCAUUGAGUGUGGGUGUGAAAUUAACAGUAUGUUAGAUGCUGCAAAGAUCGCUGAUGUCGUUUUGUUACUCGUUAAUGUCCGUGCAGGACUGGAAAUGUAUCAUUUUGAAUUCAUCAAUAUGAUACAAGCUCAUGGAAUGCCGAGAGUUGUUCCUGUUUUGAAUCACUUAGAUACAUUUAAGGAUUCUAGCUCUUCUCGUGCACUUCGAAGAAAAAUUAAACAUCGCUUAUGGACCGAUCUUAACUCCAAAAUAUUUCUCCUCUCACGUUUUCAAGCAAAAAAAUUUCCCUCUCAUACACCAGAUAAACAAAAUGCAGGCGACACUCCAGGUGAUUAUUUGCUAAAUGAAGUCAGACGUUUGGCUCGGUUAAUAAUGGUCAAAACGCCUCGCCCUUCAGAUUGGCGUAGUUCUCAUCCUUACUUACUAAUUGAUCGAAUAGAAGAUGUAACGGACAACAAAACGUUCAACAACAUGAAUAAUGACCGUUGUAUAAGUUUGUACGGGUGGGUUCGUGGUGCCCCCUUACCACCAGCAUUGACAUCUCCUGGGAUACACAUUGCAGGACUUGGUGAUUUUGCUUUAGUUGAAUGCACUCAACAGCCUGAUCCCUGCCCAUUACCGGGUAUGUUCACUCAUUCUAACGGUACUGAUCCUGUGAAAACAACAAGACAUUUGUCUGAACGUGAUCGAAAAAUAUAUGCUCCAAUGUCGAGUCUCGGUGGUGUUCUGUUCGACCGGGACGCGACAUAUAUUGAUCUUGGAGGCAGCCACUAUCUAACUAAUCGUAAAUCUCGACAUGGAAAUAAUCAAACACAAAAUGUUAGCCAGUCUAUGUUAGAUGAAUUACAUGCAACUUUCAAUGAAGUUGGUGGGUUGGAUGAGCGAUUAAAUAAAACACAUAAGGUUCGUAUGGUCAGUAAUGCACCAUUUCUGUCUGCAGAAGAAAUAGCGGAUAAUCAUGAUGGUUUUCAUAAUCUAAACAAUUCGAUGAAUGAUGUUACAAUGGAAGAACCAAAUGAUAUGAACACUGACAAGUGUACUGAUGAAAUACGUGUAUUUUCAGAAGAGCCUAUUGCAGGAUUUCUUGUCCCGGCUGGAUUUCAGGAAAAUGGAAACAUCCAAAAGAAGAACCAAGAUCCGUCAGUGUCGAAAAGUGCACGUAUGCAAGUAAAACAAAUUUUAGAUGAUAUUGAAUGGAAAUCCACAACCGUAUCCUUAGUCAACUGGAACCGUAUUGUUUAUGGUAUAAAUAAUGAUGCAAAUGAAAAUCCCCUUAAAAGUUCUAACCAACCAAUCAUUGGAGAUCAUGAUUUUACUCUUUGUUCAAUUCACAAAUCAACUGUAUUAUCAUGGGAGGAUUCAUCAUCUCAUAAUUUAAUUCGUAAUCUAUUUACCACUGGUCAUUGGGGUGAGAAUGAAGAUGCUCGAACACUAUUGGAAAAAGAUGCUAAAGCACGAGAAGAAUUAAAAAUGAAUGAGGCUAAAAAAUAUGCUGCCGCAUCUGGUAGUCGUGUACAGCAUACUUACCAUGGAAAGCAAUCAUUUUAUGAUAAUGAUUCAGAUGAUUUUGAAGGAGUGGAAAACAAUUCCGAUAACAGUGGUGAUGAUGAUGACGACGAUGUUAAUGAUAGUGAAUCGAAUAAUGAUGAAGAUGUUUAUAAUCAGGAGUCAGACGAUGAAAAUAUUUUCCAUGAUUCAAACUCUGAGGACGAAAAUAAUCCAAGUAACAAUAAAGGUAUUGCAUCAAAGGACUUGGCAAAUUUGGAAAGUGAAUACGAUAAGAAUCUACUACGACCAACUAAACGACAGAAAUUAUUAGAGAAAAGACAACGUCAUAAAGCUUUAUUUAACCAACUCUAUGAGGAAGCUGGUGGUGGUCCUGAAGCUACCGCAUUCUAUGAUAAACUUGUUGCUAUACGUGAAGCACAACAAGCAUUAAAUAGAGAAGUUUUAAAAAGUUUACCUGAAGAAGUUGUUAAUCGUUUAGAAGGUUUUCCACCUGGAGUUUAUGUUCGAAUUGAAAUUAGAGGUGUUCCACAACAAUUUCUGACACGAUUUGAUCCCUGUCAACCAUUAGUUGCUGGUGGCUUAUCCAGUGCUGAAGAAGCUUUCGGUUAUUUACAAAUUCGUUUUCGUACACAUCGUUGGCUUAAACGUGUUCUCCGUUCAAAUGAUCCAUUAACAGUAUCAAUUGGUUGGAGACGAUAUCAAACUGUUACAGUAUUUUCACAAGAAGAGCAUAAUUUGCGUAAACGUUUCCUAAAAUAUUCACUACCACAUGAACAUUGUCUAGCAACUAUUUAUGGUCCAUUAGUACCACCAAAAACUGGAGUAAUUGCUUUUGUGAAUUCUUCUUGGCAGUCAAUUGAUGAUCCAAAAAAUCCACAUUUACCAGCUUUUCGUGUCGCUGGUACUGGCAGUGUUAUUGAUACUAAUCAAUCAUUUCAAAUCAUGAAAAAAUUGAAAUUAAUUGGUGAACCAUUCAAAAUUUUUUCAAAAACCGCAUUUAUUCGCGGUAUGUUUAAUAGUCCUUUAGAAGCGAGUAAAAUGAUUGGUUGUCGUAUACAAACUGCUUCGAAAAUACGAGGUUUAGUUAAAGCUGCAUUAACUAAUCCAUCAACAUCGAAACCUGGUGAUUUUCGUGCUACAUUUGAAGCACAAAUUAGGAAAGCUGAUAUAGUUUUCUUGAGAACAUUUUUCACUGUUGAACUGCCCAAAUAUUAUAAUCCAGUUCUUAAUAGACUUUUACCUAUUGUUGGAGAAAAAGAUACAACUACUACAGGUUGGCGCUUACUUCGUACAUUAGGUGAACUUAAAUGGGAAGCUGGUAUCAAAACAGAAAGUAAUCCAGAUUCACAGUAUAAACCUAUAAAUCGUUCAGUACACAUUACAGCACCUUUACGUAUACCAACCAAACUGGCCGCAGCACUUCCAUUUGCGUAUAAACCUAAGCCAUCACGUAAAGAAGCAUUAGCUAUGCUUGGUGGAGAUCCUGUAAAAGCUGCUUUAAAUGCUGAAAUACCUGCUCCAGUUAAAACUGCUGAUGAAAUAGAAUCUGAGUCAAGACAAGAAUUAAUUAUGCGCCUACGUCAAUUACACUCAGAUUUUAUGCAACGUCAAAAAGAGAAAAUGAUUAAUCGUGUAACAAAACACAAGAAACAAUUAGCUAAAGAAAAUGCCAUUAAAGCUGCUAAUGAACGUAAAAGACGAAAACAAUAUUUUGCUCGUAGAUCAUCCCGUGGCGGUAAACGUUCUCGUCGAUCAAAUGGUGAAGACUAAGCAAAUACACCUCAAAGAUCAUAUUAUACCUUGUACAGUAUAUUAAUGAUAUUUCAAAUGUUUUUUUUUUGUUUUGGCUUUCUACUUUGUGAUUCGAAAUAUUCGAUUUUGAAUGGUUAAGUUGUUAGUUCAAAAUCUCAUCUCAUGUACUUCGAAUUGAAUAAAUGUGAAUAUGAUCAUUAGUCUUCAUACAUAAGUUUAGCUCAAAGCCCCAAAUAGACGAAUCUACAGUAUUGGUUACUGUGCUUACCUUGGAUAUCGACCACACGACGUGAGUAAAUGAAAUGUAUUUACUCAUCUGAGCACUGAACGCUGAUAGCAAAACUUGUUCUUUGUUGUUGAUAUGGGAGCUUCCAAUACAACCUCAUAAUUACUAAUAGUACGAAGGUCGAUUCGAUGCAUCCGGAUAAACUGAACAGCACUUUGACUAUGAUACAGCCUGACGUAUAUAAAAGCGGAGGUGACCAGUCGUAUCUCAAGAAAAACCUAUGCUAUAACUAGUAAUGAGUAACCAGUCAGAAAGCGGGUUAAGCUAUACGUAUCGUUUCAUAAUUGUUGUCACAUGUUAUGUGAUAAACAAUGGUAUCAAUUCGAAAUGAUUAGAAUAAAUGUAUUUGAGAGAGGAGCGACCUUCAACAUUGACAAACUCAGGCUGUUAUAUUCGAAGGCGGUCACAUAAUCAGUCUGAAAUUUAAUGUUCGUUUAUGGAUACAACUCAUGCUAUCUUAGUUUUUCUGUUUAGUUCUAAAUCAAGUAUAGAAAUUCAUUAGAAAAACUCUUGUUCAUUGUACCAACAUAAUUAGACUAGAUGAUGAGCAGUUUAAAUAAAUUGAUGCCCUAAAACACUUGCGUCUAAACUUUAUUAUACAAUUACAUCUAGCUUUAUUAAAUUUCGAUUAUUUCCUGGAAUAAACGUAAUCUAAUAGUCCAGACAAUGUGUUGAAAAUAAUAAAUGAUUCAUUGUAAGAUGGUGGAGGAGAUUUGUUGCUCAGGUAGAUGAUUUUGAUGGAAUUUUAUUCUCUUAGCUGGACGGUUUAGACACGACCAAGCAAAACUCCAUCAAAAUAUAUUCAUUGUUCACUACAUACAUAGUCCUCAAUGUCUAUGGAACUAUUCGUUUAGAUUAUUGACCAUAAUGUUGGUAUAAUACAACACCAUUUUUUAAAGUGUUCUCCACUUAAGCGAUUAUGAGAAUAUUGUUAUUCUUGCAGUGUUUAUAUCUAAGGGAAACCAAUUACAUAAAACAAACUAUCUAAACUAUUGUUCCUCAGAGAAUAUUGAAACUCGUAAAGUUAGGUACAUUCAUCAUGACACCUAAUGCUAAACCAGUCACUAUUUGAAACAAAAGUUGAUACUAAUUGUAAUACAUGGAUUUAAUUUGUAAUGUAUUUGAUUCUAGGAUAAGUUGACUGUCUAGUGUUUCUUCAUAAUUCUCUAAUGAUUCGUUAUCUGAUAUUGAUUCUUGAUGAAAUCUGAAGUUAAUUCGAAUAGUACAAAACCUUUUGUUUUCUGUUUGUAUUUCAACUCAUUCAUGAGGCAAUUUUUUAAUAGUAUCCGUAACUCAUGAUGUUGACAGUUUUUAGCUAGUAAACUUGUACAAUAUUUAUGAAUACGACUCUACUUAAGGAAAGAUUUUUUUUUUUUUAAAAAAAAGUCAUCAGAUAUAUUAUUCUUGAAAUAUACUCAAUGAUACACGAUUCCUUUUGUUUAACAUUCAUUAAUUUCUAUUGUUAAUACGUAAACUUGUCUUCUCUACAAAUCUUGGAAUCAGUCAGUCAGGAUCAGGCACAUAUAUGCAUCGGUCCAAUUUGCCACACCUCAUUAGCACAGCAAGAUGAAUACCGGAUUCAUAGAAGUAGUUAAUUCAGUGGUGGUAAUAUAUAAAGGAAAGAUUGUGUAUAAGGAUAUAGUAUAGGAAGAAACAAUUAGUUCGUAGAAAAAAAGAUAUGAAGUGAUUUUAAUCUCGUAGUUUAAGGGAAGGCAAAGAGUGUAUACACCGACACGAUUGUGAUUCAUUCCGAUCUAUGUCACCCAGAGUAUCCAACCAUUGGUUAUGGUAGUCACGCGGACCCCAACCACGUAGUGUACGUCUGACAACAUGGCUUAGACUAAAAGUCAGUGAGUUCAAGCACUGAUGCAACGUUUUGGUUUGGCCACCCGGUCUUCGAAACAUUGGUUGCGAUACUUGCGCUUUUCUUACAUGUAAGCUACAAAUUGGAUAAUGUUCAUAGAUCUUAUCUGCUAAUAUUUUAUAAAUGUCUGAUGGUUACUCGCAUGAUUAGACUGUUCAAAAUGUGUUAUCUAGAUGUAUUAUUACAAUUCAGAGAAUGAAUGAGUUUACUACAAGAGUAUUUAAUCUAAUUGAAUGUCUCACAUUGUCGUGUAGCACAAAGUUUUGAAAAGUUGUUGGUAAUAAUGAUUUGAUUCGAUAGAUCAAAUCUAUAUGUUAACACUUUUUUCGGUUUUGUUGAUAGAUUUCUAAACAAAAUGUAAAUAGUAAUACUUAUAAGGUGAAAUUGAUACAACCUUUUUACAUACUACUGACUCCUGUUACCCCUCGUGAAGGAGAAUAGGCCGCUCACACCAGCAUUAUCCACCUAAACUUGUCCUUGACAAUCCUUUCCAGCUGCUAUUCAUCCUUCUCAUAUCUGCUUCCGACGCAGUGUGUUCUUUGGCCUUCCUCUUUUUCGUUUCACUUCAGUAUUCCAAGUUAGUUUUUGCCUCAUGAUGCAGUUUGAUGAUUUCCUCAAUGUAUAUCCCCUUCACUUCCAUCGUCUUUUCCUAAUUUCUUCCGCAUUUGGAAGCUGGCUUGUCCUCUCCCACAGUAGGUUGUUGCUGAUGGUAUCCGAUCGACGGAUAUUGAGUAUCUUGCGUAGACAACUAUUUAUAAAUACCUGUACCUUUUUGAUGAUGAUUGUAUUACGUUAUCUUUAUUUUUAAAAGAAUGAUCCCAUCCAAAAUUUCAAAUCACAAUAAGAGUUAAGAUGAAAAGUGUUUCAUGAAAUAUCUGAGUCUUUAAUAUAUAGUAGAGUAGUAGUUUGUCCCCAAAUGCCCUGGUAUGGCUGAGAGUGGGAUAGACCCGCCCUCCUAUCGAAAUGCUCUCACACGGCCACGCGUAUACAGCCUCUGCCAGGGAAGUCCUGCUCACUCUCGUGGCGGGGGUGUUGUUUACAAAAAUGAGAGAACGAAAAGCGAAUGUCCGGCGCUUAACCGGAUCCCAAACCAAUGGUGCACAUGGGCUCCAGUAUCCUGCGGGAACAAAUGGCGUAUGAACCCGUCGUUGGUCACUGGGUACCAUGGGACUGCAUCUCCUCACGAUGCUCCAUUGCCUUGUGGGUUAGACCUUUAGGUCCGGG
Schistosoma haematobium is the source of this 7133-nucleotide messenger RNA. RefSeq names its product Glycoside hydrolase 2 (Mannanase, beta-galactosidase) (gene BMS1). The transcript is spliced from 9 exons. Gene Ontology annotation, cellular component: nucleus; 90S preribosome. The record is from RefSeq and is a predicted model, not a curated record. NCBI's taxonomy places the organism in Eukaryota, Metazoa, Platyhelminthes, Trematoda, Strigeidida, Schistosomatidae. Gene Ontology annotation, molecular function: GTP binding; U3 snoRNA binding; GTPase activity. Gene Ontology annotation, biological process: endonucleolytic cleavage of tricistronic rRNA transcript (SSU-rRNA, 5.8S rRNA, LSU-rRNA); maturation of SSU-rRNA from tricistronic rRNA transcript (SSU-rRNA, 5.8S rRNA, LSU-rRNA); ribosome biogenesis. Bases 112 to 3777 code for a protein of 1221 amino acids.